UGCAAAUCAAGGCUCCAGUGGAGGAGGUAUCUCGGCAAUUCAUUCUUUCCUGCUCUUCGGGACCAUCGCGACUUGCCCACUCAAGUGAAGCAGAUACAGCUAUAGAUGUGCUAGACACUAUCAGCCUGCUCCUCCUGAUCUCCCUCUACUAUUCUCAACACACCACCCUUCCAGCACACCAAGAUGUUCCUUAGGUCCCUAGCAUCCCAUUCACGCGGCCUCUCCCUCGGCCUGCUCAUAGCGCUGAGCGUAUGCCUCGUCCUGAAUUUAGGCGUCCUCCUCGUCUACCUCCGCAUCUUGACGCGCGGAACGCGUGGAUACACCUACCUCGCCGGCGACCGACCUCGCGAGCUCCCCUUGAAGGUGCGCACCAUCCAAGCCGUGUUCCAUGACGACCCCUCCCACUACGGGAUGGAAGGGGUGACGGCGACGGCUGAAUGGAACGCAAUCCGCCCUCCCGGCAAGGGGUUCGUUUUUCUGGGGGAGGAGCACUUUGCAUUUGAUGUGUCGAUGUGGCAUCAGAUGCACUGCCUUAACCACAUACGCGCGGUGCUUGUCAACGGGGAUGACGGGUCGGACCAUACGGCCCACUGCUUCCAUUACCUCCGGCAGGGGAUUCUCUGCGCUGCCGACACAACCUUGGAGCCCGGCGGCACGAGCAUGGAAUUGGCCAAUGGGGACAAAGUCGCUGCGGGCGGAGGAACUGUGCAUACCUGCCGGGACUGGACACAGGUGUAUGAAUGGUUGGAGAGCCAGCAUAAGGAGUGGACACCAGACAUGUAUGAGAGGAUCAAGGAGGCUAGUUAACAGUGGGUAUAGAAUGUAAGGAUUAUGCGUCGCAUGGAACUGGACAACUAUUCUUUGGUUUAUGAGUAAUGUGCGCAGAAACGGUUUAGCAGAGCACCUUACUUAGUACUUUUUACCAAGAAUGAUGAGCCAUUCAUAGUUCAGAUCUCUAUAUAUAUAAAUAUAUAGGUAUUCAUCUUGAAAAAG
Messenger RNA from Penicilliopsis zonata CBS 506.65, 993 nucleotides. RefSeq lists its product as hypothetical. Bases 184 to 807 code for a protein of 207 amino acids. Gene Ontology annotation, biological process: mycotoxin biosynthetic process. Lineage: Eukaryota; Fungi; Ascomycota; Eurotiomycetes; Eurotiales; Aspergillaceae. The transcript is spliced from 2 exons. The record is from RefSeq and is a predicted model, not a curated record.